Molecule: messenger RNA, 1710 nt
Organism: Candida tropicalis MYA-3404
Lineage: Eukaryota; Fungi; Ascomycota; Pichiomycetes; Serinales; Debaryomycetaceae
Exons: 1
Coding region: 1-1710 (569 amino acids)
Biological process (GO): transmembrane transport
Cellular component (GO): membrane
Molecular function (GO): transmembrane transporter activity
Source: RefSeq, a predicted model, not a curated record
AUGUCCAGAGCCAAUUCUAUUAAAAAGAAAGAAAACAACGUAAACAAUUCAGUAGAAAACAAAAUUCAAGUGGAAGACAAGCUGUCAUUGAAUUCUUUAAAUAUGGAUAAGGGAUACAUUGAAAUUACUGCAGAGUCAAAGAAGGAAUCAGCAUCUAUAGAAGAAGAUCAAUUGGUCAACAAUCCCUUUUUAGAUCCAAAGGUUGCUGAAUAUUAUGAUAAUUUGUAUCAAUCAUGCAAUUACGAAAGCUAUUCCGCUUUCGAUCCAAAUUUUGAGUGGACUGAACUGGAAGAAAAGAAAGUAAUCCAUAAAAUUAAUUAUAGAGUAGCUUUGACUUCUUGUUUUCUUUUCAUUAGUUUGCAAGUCGCAAGAGGUAAUUUUGCUCAGGCUGUUCUGGAUAAUUUAUUAAACGAUCUUGGAUUAACCACCAAUGAUUAUAAUACUGGUAAUACUAUUUUUACUGUGGCAUUCCUUUUGGCUGAAAUUCCUUCCCAAUUGAUUUCUAAAGCUUUGGGUCCGGAUAUUUUUAUUCCAGUUCAAAUCUGUUCCUGGAGCGUUGUUGCAUUGUGUCAAGCGGCAUUAAGCGGAAAGACAUCAUUUUAUAUUACUCGAGCAUUGAUAGGAGCAUUAGAGGGAGGAUUCAUUGCAGAUUUGGUAUUGUGGCUAAGCUAUUUUUUCACCAGCAAGGAGUUGCCAAUUCGAUUAUCAUGGUUUUGGACAACAUUGGCUUUGGUUCAAGUGGGAACAUCCUUGUUAGCUUUUGGAAUUUUACGAAUGAGGGGAGUUGCUGGAAUGGCUGGCUGGAGGUGGUUAUUCUUACUUGAAGGUAUUUUCACAUUAUGUAUUGGUAUCUCUGGCUUCUAUUUAAUGGUUCCAUCAGCUGUUCAAACUAAAAACUGGAUGCACCCAAAGGGCUGGUUCACAGAACGUGAAGAAAAGAUUGUAGUGAAUAGGAUCUUACGUGAUGAUCCAACAAAGGGGUCUAUGAAUAACCGACAGGGAUUAACUUUAAAACAAUUGGUCAAAAGUUUGCAUGAUGUGGAUAUAUUCCCUAUUUUUGCUAUUGGGGUAAUGGCAUAUAUUGGAACUAUGACAUUCAAUUCAUAUUUUGUUUUGCUCAAUCGUCAGAUGGGAUUUUCAACCUUUGAUACAAAUCUAUUGAUGAUUCCUCCACAAGUUUUACACAUCAUUUGUUUAUUACUAAUAACAUGGACAUCUGAAAGGCUCAAUGAACGUUGUUUUGUUGCAGUGGUUUCGCCAAUCUAUGCAGCCACGAUCAUGGGUAUAAUUAGGUGGUGGCCGGGAAGUGGUAUUCAACAAUGGCCGACUUAUGUCUUGAACAUGUUAUAUUUUGGUCAACCCUAUAUCCAUGCAAUCUGUGUGGCAUGGGUUUCUAGAAAUUCCAAUGGGGUUAGAACCAGGUCUAUAAGUUCUGCGUUGUACAAUAUGGCAGUUCAAUUAAGUAAUAUAAUUGGACAAAACAUUUACAGACAGGAUGACUUGCCCUUAUAUAAAAGGGGUAACAUGCAAUUGUUUUGCUUUAGUUUGGCAACUAUACCUAUCAUUUUGUUAACCAAAGUAUACUAUGUAUAUAAGAACAAGAAAAGAGAUGAAAUCUGGUCUUCAAUGACAGAAGAGGAAAAGGAAAAUUAUAGAAUGAACACAAAAGACGAAGGAACAAGAAGGUUGGACUUCAGAUUUGCUCAUUAA